AUGAACGUCGUGGCUUUUCUCCGCCAUGGCCUGCGCCUGCUGGUGCCGCUCUCGGUAGCUUUCACUCUGUAUUUGUACCUCUUCCCCGUCAUCCAGGGAUGCGCAUUCCCCGUCGAGUCCCGCGAUAGCCAGGAGGCGUACUCGUUGACGAAAAAGUUUCACUGGCCUUCGAAACCUACCGCCGAUGACCAUGCGAAGCUUGCGCCGUUUCGACUGCUGGCGCUGGGCGAUCCUCAGUUAGAAGGCGAUACUUCGAUUAUUACAAAUUAUUUGGGGACGUUUCCGCAUAUCAAGACUGCGUACAAGAAGAUUACUUUUCAGACGAGCCAUUGGUGCUUCCGCGAGCGAGUUAGACAGAUCAUUCAUGAUAUCGUUGAUAUUUUCAUGGAGGAUCUUCCUUACUGGCUUAUGUCGCAACGCAAACGGUUCGAUCUUUGGGGAAAUGAUUUCUACUUGGCGCAUAUCUACCGUCAGGUAAACUGGUGGACCAAUCCCACCCAUGUGUCAGUACUCGGCGACCUCGUCGGUAGCCAGUGGAUCGACGACAAGGAGUUUGAGAAGCGAGGCCGACGAUUCUGGAACCGUGUGUUCCCCGGAACCGAGAGACUUUCGGACGAGUUGGCGGCACACCCCAAGAACGAUUAUACAUUGGCUGGCGUUUUGGAUGGUAGCGAGGAGCAGAAGGUUUGGAGAAAGAGAAUGCUUAACGUGGCAGGAAACCACGAUAUUGGAUACGCUGGAGAUUUGACUGAAGAGCGGAUGGAGCGUUUUGAACGAGUUUUUGGAAAGACCAACUACGAACUUCGUUUUGAUCUCCCUAUCGACGAUCCUGAGACGAGAGCUACUCUGUACUCUCCAACGAACCCCGAGUCUACGAGGGUGUUGCCUCAGCUUCGCAUUAUCGGUGUCAACGACAUGAACCUCGAUACACCGGCCAAGUCUAUUCCUCUUCAGGAUGCUACAUACGGCUUCAUCAACGAUGUCAUCGCGACUUCAGGCGCUGUGCAAUACAAGGGACAGUUUACGCUGAUCCUCACGCACAUCCCCAUGUACAAGCCCGCAGGCAUCUGCGUCGACGCACCGAUGUUCGACUUCCACACCGCAGCAGACGGCGGCGGCCUCAAAGAACAAAACCAACUCAGCGUCGAUGCCACGAGGGGUUUUCUCGAAGGCAUCUGGGGCAUGAGCGCAAAAAGUACCGCCCCAGGCGGCGGCUACGGUCGUGACGGCUUAAUGCUCAACGGCCACGACCACGCUGGCUGCGACACGUACCACUACAUCAACCAAACGAACGGAACAGACCCAUCGCAGCGCUCAUGGCAAGUUGCGAAGUGGUCCGACGCGCAGGCGCAGCAUAUCCCCGGCAUAGAAGGCAUUCCCGGCCGUCGCGAGAUUACCGUGCGCAGCAUGAUGGGCGACUUUGGCGGAAACGCUGGUCUACUCUCCCUGUGGUUCGACAAAGAGGCUUGGGAGUGGAAAUUCGAGUACGCGACUUGUCCGCUGGGAAAUCAAGUGUACUGGUGGUUUACUCACAUCUGGGAUGUGUGCGUCAUCAUCUGGACCGUUUUGUACUUUACACUGUCUGCUCUUGAGAAGCGUGGUGUUGAUGUUGAUGCUGGUGCGAAGAAGGUGUGGGAUUUUAUGUUGAGAAGAAAAAGGAGGGACGUUAAGAGAGGAAUUACUCCUUCGUGA
Molecule: messenger RNA, 1692 nt
Organism: Fusarium coffeatum
Lineage: Eukaryota; Fungi; Ascomycota; Sordariomycetes; Hypocreales; Nectriaceae
Exons: 1
Coding region: 1-1692 (563 amino acids)
Biological process (GO): GPI anchor biosynthetic process
Cellular component (GO): endoplasmic reticulum
Source: RefSeq, a predicted model, not a curated record